ACGAUUCCUUGAGAUUUUUUGAGUGAUGGUGAAGGACUCGCUGAAGAUUUUGAAACUGACGCCUGUAUGAUGAAAUUUCCUGAGGUGAAGAUUAUAAAUAAUGAAAUUGUUUAUAAUAUUUUAUCCUGCGUAUCGAUAAAAGUAUAAAAAAUAAAAGUAUAAAGAUAAUAAGGGGCGGAUAUGGCAUCAAUAAUAUCUUCAUUAAUAUACAUUUAUUUUAUAUUGACAAUUUCACAAACGUCUGCAGCACCCGAUAACGGUGGCUACUUCUAUGGCCCAACUAUAACAGAUCGUGAUCCUUCUGUAAAAAAAUGUCGGCACCGCAAAGUAUUUGGUAUGAUACAAGCCAUGUGUGCUGAUUUAAAUCUCAAACAAAUUCCCCCAAAUCUUCAGUCGAAUAUUCAGGACCUCGAAUUUUCCGGUAAUCGAUUGAGAGAAUUAAAUAAUGAUACACUCCUGCCAUACACAAGUUUGUCGUACGUUUAUUUUGUGGAUAAUUUUAUCAGUAGUAUAGAAGAUGGUGCAUUUAUAAAACUACAAAACCUCCAAGUGUUAGAUCUAACGACAAAUGCAAUAAGUGGGUUCCCAAAAAAUGUUUUGUCAUUACCUCAACUGAGAAGUUUAUAUUUGAGUGAUAAUAAACUUGAGGAUAAUGCUCUAGAACCAAUAUCAUCAUUAGAAGAUUCAACUGUUGAGCUGUUGGAUUUAUCGAAAAAUUUAUUGACUAAAUUACCUCCGGCGCGUGCUUUUACUCAACUAAAAGAGCUCAAUGUGUCUGCAAAUUCAAUAUCAACUAUAAAAGCUUCUGACGUUAGUGCAUUUUGUUCUCUACACACUCUCGACCUUUCGAAGAAUCGCCUCACGUUUCAUGAUUCCUGCGAGUGCUUGGAAUUAAAUGCGUGGAUUAAAUUCCGUAAAAUAAAAAUUUUACCGCAAAAAAUUAUCUGCGACAGUAGUACCAGCAAUACUGAUAAAUGUUCUGUAACACAGUCACUGGAACAAUUGAUCUCUAAUGAAACGUUAAGAGCAUAUGAUAAUUGUAAAAAUAAUAUUGUAAUGCACAAUCAAAUGAUCAGGACCCGUACUACGUGGAUUGUUGUGUCCUCGUGUUUUAUUGUUAUAAUUAUUGCAUUAAUAGUACUUUUCUUAAUAUAUAAACGUAAUGCAAAGCGUAAAUUUCGUAAUAAGAAAGAAUUGGCGGCGUCUCAUCAAGUUAAUGACGAAUUACUUAAUAUCAAUAGUAUUAAUGACAAAAAAUAAUUAUAAUAAUAAUAAUACUAUUCUUAUGGUGAUUAUUAUUACUAUUAUUAAUUUAUAAAUUAUUUUUGUUUAUGUAUAUUAUAUAUUUUUUGUACAAAUUUAUCUUAUAAUUAUUUAUUCGUAGUUUUAAUUUAUUUUGUGAUGUAAUAAAAAUGAGUGAGCAUUUGUAUUUAAAAAUAAACGAAUAUCUAUACGUAAAUAUGUGUAUAAACUUAUUAUAUAUAUGGAUAUGUACGUACGUACAUACAUUUGUAACAUGAUAUAAGAUUUUAAUCAAACGAGACGGAGUUGAAUUCAAACUCAGUUAUAUAAGAGGUAUCCAUACUAUCCGUCCUUUCUACUCAUCAAAUUCAUUAUUCUCAUUGCAACACCCACUGAAAAUAAAACUACCUUUGUAUUAAUUUUGACAACUGAAUUUAUUAUAUUCAGGAUUAUAAAAUAACAUGUUGUGUUUUAUCUAUUUUUUUUUUAUUCAACUAAGAUAAAAUGUACAAAAGUGUUAAAAAAUAGAAGUAAUUAUAUCCAUCAA
Molecule: messenger RNA, 1789 nt
Organism: Cotesia glomerata
Lineage: Eukaryota; Metazoa; Arthropoda; Insecta; Hymenoptera; Braconidae
Gene: Lapsyn
Product: leucine-rich repeat and fibronectin type-III domain-containing protein 3
Exons: 3
Coding region: 181-1260 (359 amino acids)
Cellular component (GO): extracellular matrix
Molecular function (GO): protein binding
Source: RefSeq, a predicted model, not a curated record